Messenger RNA from Cyprinodon variegatus (sheepshead minnow), 987 nucleotides. RefSeq names its product gamma-aminobutyric acid type B receptor subunit 1-like. The transcript is spliced from 6 exons. The record is from RefSeq and is a predicted model, not a curated record. The annotation marks the transcript as partial. Lineage: Eukaryota; Metazoa; Chordata; Actinopteri; Cyprinodontiformes; Cyprinodontidae.
CCCUGGAAGCAGAGCGCCAUGUCUGCAGCUCCGCCGCGGACUGAUCCUCCAUCAGAGCCGCUUCCUCACAUUCAUCAGGAGAUUUUUGAGCGCAAACCUUCCUCUGUGAGAAGUAAGGCACAUAAAUACGUGAGCGGCAGCUUUUACGCACGGCGCGUCUCCAUCAUGACGUCGCGAAUGAGCUCCAGAUUGUAGAGGAGGAGGAGGAGGAGGGGAGCUCUGCUCUGCUCGUCGUUUCCGUGGAUGGUUUGUGUAUCUGUUCGUGUCUCUAAGUGUGUGUCUGUGCGUGGAUUUUUCCCUCUUCUCUUUGCAAUACUUGGAAAUAUCCGAACCCAGGGAUUGGCGUGUUCACGCGCCGCGCACAUUUACCGCAAAGCCAUAAUAACAGCCAUGCAAGGCGCCGCGAGGAUGCUCCUCUCUGCCCAUUAAUCCGACUCACUGGGUUUAUCUCUGCUGGGAGGACUGGUCUGGACUGGAAACACCGAACCAACAAUCCAGAAAUGGCGCGGAUAUUGUUCCUGAUUAUCCUCUGCUCUCUCCCAACACUCGUCGUGCCCAUCCAUAAUUCAUCAGCAGGAGGCUGUGCCAUCAUCCGGCCUCCGAGGGAUGGAGGGAUCCGCUACAGAGGUCUGACACAAGAACAGAUCCGCAGCGUGCAGAUCCUGCCGGUGGACUAUGAGAUCGAGUACAUCUGCAGAGGGAACCGGGUCAUCGUGGGGCCAAAGGUCCGGAAGUGUUUGCCCAAUGGCACGUGGACGGACAUGACGCAGCCCAGCAGAUGCUUGCUGCUGUGCGCGCGGGUUUGGACCUCCCUGGAGAACGGCAGAGUGACGGCAAGGCCCCCCGGGCCCCCAGUGGAGGGGACGGUUCUGCAUUACAGCUGCAACGCCGGCUUCAUCCUGGAGGGGAGGAACAGCAGCCACUGCACCAAGCUGGGCAAAUGGGACGCCCCCAAACCCACCUGCCUGUAUGACAGAAACUACACAG